Molecule: messenger RNA, 981 nt
Organism: Trichophyton benhamiae CBS 112371
Lineage: Eukaryota; Fungi; Ascomycota; Eurotiomycetes; Onygenales; Arthrodermataceae
Product: C6 transcription factor, putative
Exons: 3
Coding region: 1-981 (326 amino acids)
Biological process (GO): regulation of DNA-templated transcription
Molecular function (GO): DNA-binding transcription factor activity, RNA polymerase II-specific; zinc ion binding
Source: RefSeq, a predicted model, not a curated record
AUGCCUAGCUCGCGAGCCAUGUCGUCGUCGUCAUCACCAAGGAUGUCAAGCCUGUCAGACUCUAAUGACAGCAACGGCAUUCGCAAAAGGGUCGGCAAGGCCUGUGAUAGAUGCCGACUUAAGAAAUCAAAGUGUGAUGGAGAUUUGCCCUGCGCCCGAUGCAGUGCUGAUAAUGUUGUCUGUGUGUAUGGAGAGCGCAAGAGAACACAUGACAAAACUUAUCCCAAAGGAUAUGUUGAAUUGCUGGAACAUCAGCAAACCUCGCUGGUUUUUGGCAUCCAAGAAAUGUAUAAGUUGUUGAUUAAAGGGAAUAAGUGGCCUGGCCAACCAUUAAAUAACUCCCAUAAUGGUCAUCCGUUGACACAUGACAUACUGGAGCGACUGGGGGCGUUGAAUGUAGCAGAUGGGCCAGCCAAUGCCGGGCUGCCGAGAUUUGAAGAGGAUUUGGAGGCGAUGCAAGCUCAACUGCUACGCAAAAGUCCAGAACGGGCGCAAGUGACCCAGCCUACCGGGCGAAUGGAGCUAGCCGAACAGACAGAUACGAUGGGUCUGUUAGAUCAACCAGAGAAAAUGGACCUUGAAGAGGAACAGGGCCGAGGAGAAUCGAUGGAUUCAACUUCUGAGGGGACAUCCCCUCCUUCUCAUGCGACCGAAUCCUCCUCCCCAUCGAGUCUCCCAAGCCCGGUGCUGGAAGACACCUUUGUCAUCGACAGUUUCCCUCAGGCGCUCUCCACUUCAGAGCCCCAUCAAGGCCAUAGUCAACUGGCUGCAUCCUUACAGCAGCUAUAUUAUGCCCAGCAACAGCAACAGCAGCAAGACCAACAGACGGCAUUCAAUCCCGCAGCACUCUUUUCGGACCUAGCCACAGCACGGAGUGAAGGCAUUGUCUCACCACAGAACCUCCAACUGGGAUUUGCAGAUGCGCUGCUGACGUUUGACCAAAUGGAAUCAAUUCAAUCUCAGUAUAUCCAAAUUCCCUGA